AUGAGCUAUCUGUCGAUCACAUGGCUGUUCUGGAUGUGGCUGACCGUGUCGGUCUACUGGCUGGCGCCGCGCACGGCGCGCCAGUUCGUGCUGAUGGCGAUCACGGUGAUUUUCCUUGCCAGCCGUUCGCCGGAUUCGGCGAUCCUGCUGCUGCUCUUCACCGCGAUCACCCAUCUGGCCGGCAACAUCGCCGCGCCGACAUUCCGGCCGGUCGCGGCUGCGAUCAUCGCCAUGCUGGGCGUGCUCGGCUAUUACAAGAUCACCCAGCCGGUGAAUCUGGACAACCUGCUCGACACGGUCGCCAUCCCGCUGGGCCUGUCCUACUACACGUUCCGCUGCAUCCACUUUCUGAUGGAGCGCUACAAGUCUGCGAUCCCGCGCGCCGGCGCCCAUGAACUGGCCGGCUAUCUUCUGUUCCUGCCGACCAUCGUCGUCGGCCCGAUCAACCGCUUCGACGACUACCGGCGCGACCUCAACCGGCAGCGCUUGGACCCGGCGCUGAUCUCCGAGGGCGCCGAGCGCAUCCUUUACGGCUAUGCCAAGAUCGUCAUCCUCUCCAACUUCCUGACCGAGGGCGUGCUCGGCGACUACAUCGCCACGUUCGACGAUCCUGCCGCGCAGCACGUCAUCUAUCUGGAAAUCGUCCAGAACGGGCUGAACCUCUACUUCCAGUUCUCGGGCUAUUCGGACAUCGCCAUCGGCUUUGCGCGCCUGCUCGGCUACCGGGUGAUGGAGAACUUCAACUGGCCCUAUCUGCAGCCCAACAUCUCGGCCUUCUGGCGGUCGUGGCACAUCUCGCUGUCACGCUGGUGCCGCGACUAUGUCUAUUCGGUCGUCGUCGCCCAGACGCGAAGCCCGGCGCUCGGCGCCAUGGCAACGAUGAUCGCCAUCGGCCUGUGGCACGAGAUCUCGCUGCGUUUCCUCUUGUGGGGCGCCUGGCACGGGAUCGGGCUGAUCGUCUGGCAGAAGAGCCAGGGCUGGACGACGCGGUUCGAGCAGGCGCUGCCGGAAAGCGCGCUGCCCGUGCUGCAUGUGGCCAAGGUCGUCUUCACCGUCCAUUUCGUCUGGCUCGGUUUCGUCAUCCUGACCGCCGGCACGCCGGGGGCCGCGCUUGAAACCUAUGGCCGCCUGUUCGGCCUGAUCGACUGA
Effrenium voratum is the source of this 1149-nucleotide messenger RNA. The record is from the annotation of a GenBank genome assembly. NCBI's taxonomy places the organism in Eukaryota, Dinophyceae, Suessiales, Symbiodiniaceae.